CCCCGAGUACUGGUGCUUGGUACCCCGCAGCCGGCCGGGGCUGCGCGAGCCCUUUGCUGGGUCCGGCUCGAGCGGCGGCCGCGCCUCCCGUUCCUUUCCCUCGGUCGGGGUGUCCGCGCGGCAGCGUUGAGGGCACUCUGCCAGGCCCGGUGGGCAGCAUGUCCGUGGUCUUCACCAUGUUGCUGCCUCUAACCCGGAAGCCAUGGAGGAGAUAAGGUAGCCACCCUCUGGGAUGGGGAAGCCCAGUUCAAUGGAUUUAAAAUACAAGGAUGACUUAUUUCGCAAGUAUGUGCAGUUCCACGAGGGCAAGGUGGACCCCACCCCCAGCCAGCAGCGGCCUGGCAGCGACGAGUCCCUGCGGGUGGCAGCCUCGACCCUGCUCAGCUUGCACAAGGUGGAUCCCUUUUAUCGAUUCCGGCUGAUCCAGUUCUAUGAGGUGGUGGAGAGCUCACUGCGCUCGCUGAGCUCCUCGAGCCUGCAGGCCUUGCAUGGCGCCUUCAGCGUGCUGGAGACGGUGGGCGUCAACCUCUUCCUGUACCCGUGGAGGAAGGAGUUCAGAAGCAUCAAGACGUACACGGGGCCCUUCGUGUACUGCGUCAAGUCCACAUUACUGGAAGAGGACAUCCGAACCAUCCUGAAGUACAUGGGCUACGUGUCUGAGCUGGGGACUGUGUACAAACUCAAGGAGCUGGUGGAGACUCUGCAGGUGAAGAUGGUCUCCUUUGAGCUCUUCCUGGCCAAGGUAGAGUGUGAGCAGAUGCUAGAAAUCCAUUCGCAGGUGAAGGACAAGGGCUACUCGGAGCUGGACGUGGUGAGCGAGCGCAGGAGCAGCGCUGAGGAUGCGCGCGGCUGCUCUGAGGCCCUACGCCGCCGGGCCGAGGGCAGGGAGCACCUCACGACCUCCAUGGCCCGUGUAGCUCUCCAGAAGUCGGCCAGCGAGCGGGCCGCCAAGGACUACUACAAGCCCCGCGUGACCAAGCCCUCGAGGUCGGUGGAUGCCUACGACAGCUACUGGGAGAGCAGGAAGCCACCCCUGAAGGCCUCGCUGAGCCUGCGAAAGGAGCCUCUGACCGCGGACUCGGGGGACGACCUGAAGGACGAGAUCAUCCGGCCGUCCCCCUCACUCUUGGCCAUGUCCAGCUCCCCCCACGGCAGCCCCGAUGACCUGCCCCCCGCCUCCCCCAACAACGGCCUUGGCCUGCUGCGCAGCACCUGCUUCUCCUCCCAGGAGGAUGUGGACCUGUACACAGACUCCGAGCCCAGGGCCACGUACCGCAGGCAGGAUGCCCUGCGGCCGGAGGUGUGGCUGCUCCGCAACGACGCUCACCCCGCCUACCAUAGGCGCACGCCCCCCGUCAAGGAGUCAGCCCUCUCCAAGUGCCAGAACUGUGGUCUCGCGUGCAACUCGUCCCUUUGUCAGCGUUGUGACAGCCUGCUUGCCACCUGUCCUUCGGCCUCCAAGCCCAGCCCCUUGCCUGGCAAAGCUUCCGCCCACGACAGCCUGGCCCACGGGACUUCCCUGAGGGAGAAGUACUCGGGCCAGGCCCCGGGUCUGUCCCAUGGCCACUUGAAGGCCAAGCCCUCCACCACAACCACCUCCCGCUGUGGCUUCUGCAACCGGUCUGGCGCCACCAACACCUGCACCCAGUGUUCCAAAGUCUCCUGCGACGCCUGCCUCAGCGCCUAUCCUUACGACCCGUGUUGCAGAAAGAGUGAGCUGCACAAGUUCCUGCCCAACAACCAGCUGAACUACAAGUCCGCCCCUUUCACCCAUCUCGUGUACCGAUAGACUCAGCUGGGCGUCUUCCUGCUACAAGGGCUACUCCACGGACCUUCCUGGCUUCCUGGUGGAGGAGGAUGGCGCCUUGGUUGGGAGCAGAGCCUGCCCUUGACCCUGCAGGUGGCGGGGUCGUGGGCCACCUGGGCCCGCAGGCCACUUGAUGGAGUGAUUCAGCUGUUGCAUUGAUGGCUGUUUUAUCAUCUGAUGAGUGUGUGUGAGAGAGAGGCACUUGUUUCACAUGUAUCUUGGCUUAGUCUCUCCACUCCCUGUUGAGUUGGUUUUGCUGUUAGCUCUUCCUUUGGCAAGAACGUCUGUGUGGGAGCCUCCUGUGCCCGCCCCUCCCACUGCACACAGAGCUGACUGGGCCUGGGAGGGGCCCUCAGGUCACCCCUGGUGCCCCACGCGGUGAGCUAGAGGCCUGCUGGCUUGUGAAAUGAGCCCUCCUGCCACAUGGGGCCUCUCCCCGCCUCAUCCCUGGGCCACCCCCUCCCAGCUAAGGAUCCCUUGGCCCUCAGCCUCCCGCCCCGCCUGGCGUCUCAGAGUCUGAGCGAGUGGCAUGGGGGGGCACUGAGUGUGGCCUCGUACAGCAGGCCCGACUUCUCUUCUGUUUGCACUCCCCCCCUUAUAGCACUGUAAAUAGAAAUUUUUGAGAUUUAUUUUUAAAUAAAUAUUCAACUUGCUGUGUAUUUCAAAGUGGGUAAGAAAUGAAUUAUGUAGCUAUUUAUAAAACGCCCGCCCAGGGUACUUCAGUCUUCCAGAGGAGGGUCUCCGCCCCGCCCAAGGGUGCAAUGGAGCGUGAGGGCAGGGCAGCAGGACACCACCCUGGUUGGGGGGGCGCGGUGGAGCGUGGUCUCCCCUCGGGCUCACUCUCUGUCUCUACACCUACCUCCAGCGUGCACUUAGCAGGGUGCGGCCGUGAGGUCUGUGUGCCCGCGGGCUGGGACAGCCUGCUUGGGAUUCAGGUGCCCCACCCUCUCGCGUCCCCCUGCACUCCUGACUUCUGGAGCAAAAUUGGAAGGAAAAGCCCUUGGGAUUCCCACCCUGCCUCCAUCCCAGUUAUCCUGGCACUGCGUUUCCAAGGACUUGUUGGUGCCAACACGUGCGAGCUUUUUGCACUACAAGUAGGCAGGAGUGCCCCCCUCCCUGGGUAUUCCAAGGCCCCUCAGCCUGCCACCUGUUGACCCCUGGAGUAUCCCGCAGCAGUGCAGAGUAGGCGAGUGUCAUCGCCAGGGCCUGGAGACGCCUGUCGGCCGUGUGUGACUGUGACGCGUGUGUGCAGGGUGUUCCACACAGUGGACUUUUCCAGUACAAAGAGGCAUUUAGCUCUUGAGAAACUUUAAACACGGCUGAAUCCUGUGGCCACUGUGAAUUUGCCGAUGUUCUUCCAGCUCUAUGAAUGAUCUUAAAGUUUCCCAAUUCUUCUCUGGCUCUUUUCUAUCUAUCUAUCUGGCAGAUAUCUGUGGAUACCUACUGUGUACAUACAGCCAGAUUCCAGCCGGCUCAGUUAGCACCUAGACAGACCCGGCCUGGCCCUUCCUUGCUGGGCUUCCUCUACACAAUGGCCUACUCCUGGGAGCUCUGGUUUUCUAGUUUCCCCUUUCCAGAUUGCUCCAGCAUUAUAGCGACCGAGACUUUCAACUAACCAACUAACCGUGAUGCCACGGAACACGCAGUGGAUGGAAACCUGAACCAGCAACUUGUCCAAGGAGGAAAAAGUCCAUGAUGGGACAGACUCCUCUGUGGUCCUAGACUGGAGGGAGGUGGGGGACCUGCCCCCCUUGCUGUGUACCUACUGUACGAGGCUGUUGCGACUGAAGCAGUUAACUGUAUGCUCAUGUUUUGCCUUUGAUUUCUACCAAGAGUUGAAAUGUUCAGAGGUGACUGCAAAAAUAAUAAUAAAAGUGUCUUCCAUUGUUAAAUGCAGUGUUUGAGUUU
Ochotona princeps (American pika) is the source of this 3715-nucleotide messenger RNA. It is a transcript of the gene SPATA2, whose product is annotated as spermatogenesis associated 2. Lineage: Eukaryota; Metazoa; Chordata; Mammalia; Lagomorpha; Ochotonidae. Bases 233 to 1789 code for a protein of 518 amino acids. Gene Ontology annotation, cellular component: cytoplasm. The record is from RefSeq and is a predicted model, not a curated record. Gene Ontology annotation, biological process: protein K63-linked deubiquitination; regulation of necroptotic process; protein linear deubiquitination. The transcript has 3 exons.